GGAAGAAGUAAAAUUCUUUGAUUCUUCUUUUGACGACAGCUCAGCUGUCCUUAACAAGACUAUAACAGUUUUAUUAAAAAUUGUUCUGUAACAUGCAAAAGAAAUUUAAAAAAAACUUUCCAACCAUCCAAGUUAGAAGUCUCUAACUUUUUUCUAACUUGAAAUAUCUUGAUUUAAAGUCAGCGCCGAAUUUCCUCUCCUCGAACGUUAAUCUUACCGACAAUUUCCGACGUUAACAAUAAUAAUUGGACACAUAAUAUUCGAGCUUAACUUACAAUGACUUUGUCUUUGGGAAAAGCUGCUCUUUUAUCAAUUUUUAUUUUGGGAGUAAAAUAUCAGACUGUAUUUGCCAAAGAGAGAAUAAUAGGAGGAACUGAAACAACGAUUGAAAAAUUUCCACACAUGCUACAUCUCCAUGUCGGGAGAAAAACUGGUAAUUUAAUGACUGGUUGUGGCGCUUCAAUUAUUGGCAAAGAAUGGGGACUUACAGCAGCACAUUGUUUUAAUAAUCCAGAAACUGACGAUAAUAAAAUAACUGUACUUGCUGGUACUACGGAUAUAAAAAAUUUGGCAUCAACUGCAAAACGUCAUAAAGUGAUUGAGAUUAUUCGAAAUGAAAAUUAUAAAGUUAAUGAUAAAAGUCGGAAAAUUGGAGGUGAUAUAGCUGUUAUUAAAGUUAGUCCACCUUUUACUUACAAUAACGUUAUUCAACCAGUUAAGUUGCCACAAAGAAGGCUGGCCUUAAAAACGAAUACAGCAACAGUUUCAGGAUGGGGUCAUACUAAACCAGGAGGACCGGGUUCUGAGAAAUUACGAAAAGUUAGUGUACCAAAAGUAAAAUUAGAAACUUGCAAAGAAAUUUAUCUCACGGACAGAAUAACACUGAAAGAAGGAGAAAUUUGUUAUGGAUUCAAUAACGGAACAGUAAUUCGCGAUAAGUGUCAAGGUGAUUCUGGCGGUCCACUUGUUAAUUCGGAUAGAGUAGAACUUGGAAUUGUUUCUUGGGGAGUCGAAUGUGGAACGAAAGGAUAUCCUGGUGUUUAUACUGACGUUCUUUACUUCCGCGAUUGGAUCAGGCAAAGAACAGGAAUAUUACGUCUCGAAGUCGGAAGAAAAACUGGCAACUUAAUGAGUGUUUGUGGUGCUUCAAUUAUUGGCAGAGAAUGGGGACUUACAGCUGCACAUUGUUUUAAGAGUCAAGAAAUAGAUUACGGCAAAAUAAGAGUAGUAGCUGGUACUACUGAUAUAAAAAAUAUGUCAGAAACUGCAAGACAACAUAAAGUGGUCAUGGUUAUUCGAAAUGAACAUUACAAAGUUAACGAAUAUAAACGAAAAAUCGGAGGUGAUAUAGCUGUCUUUAAAGUCAAUCCACCUUUUACUUACAAUAACGUUAUUCAACCAGUAAAAUUGCCACAAAGAGGACAAGUUUUAAAAACGGAUAUAGCAACAAUUUCAGGAUGGGGUCAUAUUAAACCAGGUGGACCAGGUUCCGUUAGAUUACAAGCCGUUACAGUACCAAAAGUAAGCACAGAAAAUUGCAAAACACAAUACCGCAAGUUUAGAAUAACACUGAAAGAAGGAGAAAUUUGUUACGGAUAUCACAAUCGAACUGUUACUAUCGACAAGUGUCAAGGUGAUUCUGGUGGACCACUUAUAAAUUUGGACGGAGUAGAACUUGGAUUGGUAUCGUGGGGUGUCAAAUGUGGAACGAAAGGAUAUCCUGGAGUUUAUACUGAUAUUCUUCCAGAAACAGAUUACGGUAAAAUAAGUGUAAUUGCUGGUACUUCCGAUUUAAAAAAUUUGGAAAGAACUGCAGAACAACAUAAAGUGGUCAUGGUUAUUCGAAAUGAAAAUUAUAAAAUUAACGAAAAAAAUAGGAAAAUUGGAGGGGAUAUUGCUGUAUUCAAAGUCAAUCCACCUUUCAAUUACAAUAACUUUAUUCAACCAGUCAAGUUACCACAAAGAGGGCAAGGCAACACGGAUUUUGCUACAGUUUCAGGAUGGGGUAAAAUUAGACCAGAUGGACCAGGUUCUAGUAGACUGCUAGGCGCAAGAGUACCGAAAAUGAACACAGAAAAUUGCAAAGCACUGUACCGUAGUGUUGGCGUAAUAAUGAAAGAAGGAGAAGUUUGUUAUGGAUUUCACAAUCAAACAGUUACUUACGAUUCAUGUGAAGGUGAUUCUGGCGGUCCACUUGUUAAUUCGGAUAGAGUAGAACUUGGAAUUGUUUCUUGGGGAGUCGAAUGUGGAACGAAAGGAUAUCCUGGUGUUUACACUGACUUUUGGUUUAAAGUAAAAUAUUUGUAUUUAGAGUUGCACAUUAUAAUGAACUUUUUUUUUCGAAAAAUGUAUCUUUUAUUAAUUCUGCUUUUAAGAUUGAAAUAUCAAUUUAUAUUCGCGCAAAAACCGAUAAUAAUAGGCGGAAAGGAAACUUCGAUUGAAAAAUUUCCAUAUAUGCUAUAUCUCAGAAUGAUGCCAAAACAUUAUGAAGGACCAGUGUCUUGUGGUGCAUCAAUUAUUGGAAAAGAAUGGGGACUUACAGCCUAUCAUUGUUUUAAGGAUAAUGAUUUCAUCAAUCCUAGUAGGAUGUAUGCAGUUGCUGGGAGUGCCAGUUUAAGACCAUUUUCAAAAACUGCAUCGCAACAUAAAAUAGUUCAAGUUAUUGGACAUGAAAAAUACAAAGGUCUAAAUUUUGAUAAAGAUAGUUUGGAUGUAACGGGUGAUAUAGCUGUCAUUAAGAUCAGUCCAGCUUUGAAAUAUAAUGAUGCAAUACAACCAAUCAAGUUGCCAGAAAAGGGACAACCGUUAAAAACCGACUUGGCUACAGUUUCAGGAUGGGGAAAUACUGGAUCAUGGCUUGGAGAUCCAUCUGAUAAAUUAAUGUAUAUUACUCUACCAAAAUAUGAUAUAAAUAAAUGCAAAGAAUAUUAUCGUAAAAAUAAUAUGGCUAAAAUGAGGAAAGAGGGAGAAAUUUGUUAUGGUUUUAAUAAUGGUACCCGCGGUGACAAAUGUUCAGGAGAUUCUGGUGGCCCACUUGUUAAUUCAGAUGGAAUAGAAAUUGGAAUUGUGUCAUGGGGUGUUCAAUGUGGAAGACUUGGAUAUCCUGGGGUUUACACUGACGUUCUCUAUUAUCGCGAUUGGAUAAAAGAAAAAACAGGAAUAUAAUUAUAUAGAAAUUUUCAAGUUUUUAAAUUUAUAUUUAAAUUAAUUAAUUUUUAAUGCAUAUUAAAUUGAUAAAUAUUUUGAGAGACAAUAAUUAAAUAAUAAAAUUAUUUAAUAUACAUA
This is a messenger RNA of Leptopilina boulardi, 3285 nucleotides long. RefSeq lists its product as uncharacterized. The coding region runs from base 277 to 3165 and encodes 962 amino acids. Gene Ontology annotation, molecular function: serine-type endopeptidase activity. The record is from RefSeq and is a predicted model, not a curated record. The transcript has 21 exons. Lineage: Eukaryota; Metazoa; Arthropoda; Insecta; Hymenoptera; Figitidae. Gene Ontology annotation, biological process: proteolysis.